Branchiostoma floridae (Florida lancelet) is the source of this 2996-nucleotide messenger RNA. RefSeq lists its product as uncharacterized. Bases 494 to 2314 code for a protein of 606 amino acids. The record is from RefSeq and is a predicted model, not a curated record. The transcript has 7 exons. Lineage: Eukaryota; Metazoa; Chordata; Leptocardii; Amphioxiformes; Branchiostomatidae.
CACAGACAUAAAUAAACAAGAAAUGUAGCUUUUCACAUCUCAUAUGUAUGUUAGAAUAUUUUGUAUCCCCUGAAGAAAAAACGAUAUCAAGAUCACAAUUAACAAAUAAAAUCUUAGAGUUGAUGAUGGGUUUUCAUUUGACUUUGUUACGUCUCUUCAGUUUCUCGGUAAUUUCGCUUGCCAUUUUACGUAGUGCGCUGUUACAGAACGCCUUUAUAUAUGGAAAAACGUCACCCUUAAAGACCACACAUCUGCUUGGAGGUUGUUCACGAUAUGCAAGCCGUAACGUAGCCCAUGAACUUUGACCGUGCACGCACCACCGUGUUGGACUAAUAUCAAAGGUGCUCCGUUACAAUAGGUUUGUUCCCAUUAUUGAUCGGUCGGCCAGACAGAACGUUAAACAUUUACUCGCAUUAACCGUACCUGAGCGAGGCAGUAACACGGCGGAGCGGAUAUUCAGUGUUUUCAAGUUUCCGGAGAAGAAUCUGUGAGGAUGCAGCGGUCCCAGUCCCUCCCCCAUCUCCAAACCCUGCAGCCCCGCUUUUCCUCCACACCGAAGGGCGACAAGCUGGUGUACUCGGGAGACCUCGACUGUCUGUCGUUCGUGGACGGGGAGGAGUCGGUGGGCCUGAACCACUUUACCUUCUUCGAUGACGAAAUGAGAGCAACUCUCCAAAAUAAAGAACAGCAGGUGAUAUACAAUGUUGAACCCCAUCUUGCGGACGAGAGCGAAACUGCAGACACGGAUGACCAGGAUUUUGUGGAGAUGACUUCGUCGUCAGAGUUCGAGGUGACACAUAUUCACGAAUAUUUGCAGGACGUUUGGUUCCGAGCUCACAAAGACGUACAAGUCGGUAAUCUUUGCACGGCCGCGCUGGGUAUCGUUGCGAGAACGCCUGAAGUCGGACUGCACUACGUCUGCGCUCCAGUGGUGUCCCGCAGGCAUUACCAAUAUAUACCGCUAGAAGGCGUGCCCAAUGUCUACCGUCGGGACGAAGACGACCAAGAAGUGCCUGUGGUUCUGUGCGAGAAACACGAGAGAACAGAACCAACUCUCGUCUGCCAGCCGACAACAAGCCUGCCUCUAGACUGCAGAGAAGUCGCCUUUUCAAGCUCCAAUUUCACCAGGGAGACGCCUUCCGAUUUCUUGUUUGUCUCUAAAGACGAAGCACUGAGACCACGACUGAGAACUUUCUCCCCCGCCGCUCUGAGCGACAAGCAGGGCGCCCUUCCCGAGGGGAAUUCUUUCUACGCCAACAAGCUGCUCCUUUCUUCGUUCAUCUCCGAUUUACCGAACGUUCGCGGGAGUUCGGUGAUAAACAAGCUGAAGAAGACGGCAGCAGAAGUGAACACGUUCUCGCUGGAGGCGUGUAGCCAAGAACUGCUCCAUCCAGAACAGUGGCUGAUCGAGACGCUGAAGCACAACCCGGACCUUCCCGCCGAGCUACUCAGGACCAACCUGGGCCAGCAGAGGAACCCCUCGGUAACGGUGUACGCCGUGGUGUUGGAGAUCCACUCCGCCCGGAAACCGUGUGCGGACUGCGUGGACCACUUCCGGUUUCUUUGCACCGACGACUCGGCAAACAACGUAGUCAGGGAACAGUUCACUCAGGCGCUGCGGAGAUACAGGUUCUCGGUUCGUGACGACAGAGUCCCCAUCUAUGUCCGCGUGUCCUACACACUGAACCGGUUCGGGACGGAGAUCGCCCGGCAGUACCCGUACCAGACCCGCCCCCUGGACCUGCGCGGUCUGCGGGAGGGCGCCAUCCUCGCACACCACUUCGUCAGCGCCAAACAGCUCACACACUGUCCUUUCAGGGACUGCAGGCACGAGUUUGACAGCAGGUUUUAUGUCAAAGUUGAGCAGAUCGUCAAGUCUCUCAUCCAUCCUGAGAAUUAUGAUGCCGGAGACGAGGAGACGGUUCACCGUGAGCUGUUCACGUUCCGUGCCCCUGACCCCGUGUUGACCAUAUUGGAUCACACCUGCCGGACCGAGAGACUGACCCGGGCCGUCAGCUUCACCUCCUGUAGCGUGUGUGGGGCCUUCAGGGUCAUCAGCGGCAUGCUGUAUCCGGGCUCACUCAAACUGGAGUACAUCAGGUACAACUCCUACAAGUUGGCCGAGGACGACCUCACCACGCCUGGUGCCACGCCUGUGACCACGCCUGUGACCACGCCCCUGACCACGCCCAAGUCCCUGAGCGCCGUGGACGGCCCCAUCCCGGAGCUGGAGGAGUCCUCCGCCGACAUGGAGAACUCCAGCUUCACAGACUCCAUGUUGUCUGCCGGGGAAGAGUCUGCUCUGGACGGGUGAGAAGAACCCGGGAAGGUUCAGGAUGUUUGUUUCUGGGAAGAGACCACGGAAGCUUAAGACUCGCGAUUGUCUCUGCAAGAAAAUAAUUUUAAAAAAAUGAACAGAUUUUUCACGAAAAGCACGAAGCUGCUAACAAUGAAAUUAUGAUCCAAUUAUAUUCAAAACUAUUGUUGCAUGCUUUAAUUUUCUCACAACUUUAUAUCUAUGUCAAUUCCAGCAGAUUUCACUUUUGUCGAAGGUCACCCUACUUAGAAAUUUGAAAUACCGAUUACUAAUUCAACAUAACAAAUAAAGAAUGUAAUUACCCUACUAUAGGACAAUAAGCAGUAUGCUGAGUAACACAACAAGUGCUUAACAGGUAUAGGCGUCUCUCGUGGACAGGAUACACGUACAUCUAAUGAAUUUGCCAAGUCAAAGAAAACCGUAAUGAUGCCUUCUUUGAAUGAGACAUUUUAGGCAAUCAUGAAGAUUAUAGAAAAAGUAAAAGCGUGUGUAGCUUUCUUUCUGCCAUACUCGAUAUCUUUGCAUUACACUAUGUCACUGUCAGAUUCCUUUUUUCUCUUGCUAGUUGUCAGAGCUGAAGUCAGUCAUGUCAGAAUCUUUCUUUUCUCUAUUCCUAUCCGACAUCACAGCUGGCAGCUUAAUUUGGCCUCUACAGUACACCCCAUUCACACCAUGAACA